AUGUCCGCGGCAAACAGCAUCAAGGUCGUCGCGCGCUUCCGUCCCCAGAACCGAAUCGAACUCGAUUCUGGGGGCAAGCCCAUUGUCACCUUCCAGGGCGAUGACACUUGCUCGCUUGACUCCAAGGAGGCGCAGGGCUCCUUCACGUUUGACCGAGUCUUCGACAUGGACUGCCAGCAACAAGACAUUUUCGACUUUUCGAUCCGCCCCACGGUCGACGAUAUUCUCAACGGUUACAACGGCACUGUCUUCGCCUAUGGCCAGACCGGUGCCGGUAAAUCAUACACCAUGAUGGGCACCAGCAUCGAUGACGAGUCUGGUCGCGGUGUCAUUCCCCGCAUCGUCGAGCAAAUAUUCGCCAGCAUCAUGUCCAGCCCCAGCACAAUUGAGUACACAGUCCGUGUAAGCUACAUGGAAAUCUACAUGGAGCGAAUUCGAGAUCUUUUGGCCCCCCAAAACGAUAACCUCCCAGUCCACGAGGAGAAGAAUCGCGGCGUCUACGUCAAGGGUCUGUUGGAAAUCUACGUGUCAAGUGUCCAGGAAGUGUACGAGGUCAUGAGACGCGGUGGAAACGCCCGUGCCGUCGCCGCCACGAACAUGAACCAAGAGUCCUCACGAUCGCAUUCCAUUUUUGUCAUCACCAUCACGCAAAAGAAUGUCGAGACCGGGUCGGCGAAGAGCGGUCAGCUGUUCUUGGUCGAUUUGGCGGGUAGCGAAAAGGUGGGGAAGACUGGCGCCAGCGGCCAGACACUCGAGGAAGCCAAAAAGAUCAACAAGAGUCUGAGUGCUCUCGGCAUGGUUAUUAAUGCCCUCACCGAUGGAAAAUCUUCUCACAUUCCCUACCGUGACUCAAAACUGACCCGAAUCUUGCAAGAAUCUCUUGGCGGUAACAGUCGCACCACGCUCAUCGUCAACUGUUCCCCCAGCAGCUACAACGAUGCCGAGACGCUAGGUACCCUGCGAUUUGGUACUAGAGCGAAGAGCAUCAAGAACAAGGCCAAGGUCAAUGCCGAGCUGAGCCCGGCGGAGCUCAAGGCGCUCCUAAAAAAGGCGCAGGGCCAGGUCACCAACUUUGAGUCGUACAUUUCCAACCUCGAGAGUGAAAUCCAGCAAUGGCGUUCUGGAGAGGCGGUACCCAAGGACAGAUGGGCCCUCCCGAGCUCCGACCCGGUCGCGAAGAAGCCCGCCGAGACGAAACAGCCGCAACGCCCCUCGACACCCUCACGCCUGUCUGCAGAGACCCGAUCCGAGACGCCAAUUCCUUCGGAGCGCGCCAGCACUCCCGUCAUUGCUCUGGAGAAGGACGAGCGCGAAGAAUUCCUCCGCCGCGAGAACGAGCUCCAAGAUCAGCUGGCUGAAAGAGAGUCUCAGGCUACCACUGCUGAGAAGCUAUUGCGUGAGACUAAGGAGGAGAUGGCUUUCCUCAAAGAGCACGACAGCAAAACUGGCAAGGAGAAUGAGCGUCUUACUACCGAAGUCAACGAGUUCAAGAUGCAGCUCGAGCGUCUGAACUUUGAGAGCAAGGAGGCCCAGAUCACCAUGGAUGCGCUCAAGGAGGCCAAUUCGGAACUCACCACUGAGCUUGACGAGGUCAAGCAGCAGCUUCUCGACGUUAAAAUGAGCGCCAAGGAGAACGGCGUCGCCUUUGAUGAGAAGGAGAAGAGGAAGGCCGAAAAGAUGGCCAAGAUGAUGGCCGGCUUUGAUCUCGGCGGCGAUGUCUUCAGCGAAAACGAAAAGCAAAUUGCGCAAGCCAUCAAGCACAUUGAAACUCUGCAUGAGCACAGCAAGAUUGGCGACAACAUUGCUCCCGAGGAGUUCGAGGCGCUUAGGACCAAGAUGGUUGAGACGCAAGGCAUCGUACGACAGGCUGAGCUAUCCAUGUACAGCGUCCCGGCCAGCGAUAUGGACUCGCGCCGCCGUCACGAGCUUGAAGUUCGCCUAGAAGGUCUUCAGCAGGAGUAUGAGGACGUGCUAACCAAGAACUUGAGCGAGGCCGACGUUGAGGAGGUCAAGGCUCGCCUUGAGAGUGCUUUUGCCGGCCGACAAAAUGCCGAGAUUCAGCUGGUGGAGGAUCUCAAGACUGAGGCCGCACAAAAAGCCACGGAAAACUCGCGGAUGAAGACGCUGAUUGAGGAACUCCAGCACCGCGUCAAGUCGGGCGGUGCUGCGCCUACGGCCAAUGGCAAGACGGUCCAGCAGCAGAUUGCCGAGUUUGACAACAUGAAGAAGAGCCUAAUGAGAGAUUUGCAGAACCGCUGCGAGCGUGUAGUGGAGCUGGAAAUUUCUCUGGAUGAGACUCGCGAGCAGUACAACAAUGUUUUACGAUCAUCAAACAACCGUGCCCAGCAGAAGAAGAUGGCCUUCUUGGAGCGUAAUCUGGAGCAGCUGACACAAGUUCAGCGCCAGCUUGUCGAACAGAAUUCGGCAUUGAAGAAGGAGGUUGCAAUUGCGGAGCGCAAGCUGAUUGCUCGCAACGAGCGCAUCCAGAGCCUCGAGAGCCUGCUACAAGACAGCCAAGAAAAGAUGGCCGCCGCCAACCACAAGUUCGAAGUACAACUCAACUCGGUCAAGGAGCGUCUCGAGGCAGCCAAGGCCGGCAGCACCCGUGGACUCAACUCGGGCGGUGGCGGCUUCAGCUUCUCUAACGCUGGUAGCCGCAUUGCCAAGCCCCUUCGCGGCGGCGGUGGCGAUGGCCCUGUCGUGCCCACGAUUCAAAACAUUCAGCAGGCGGAUGGCGCUGUCAGCAACAAGCGCGGGAGCUGGUUCUUCAACAAGUCAUAA
Akanthomyces muscarius is the source of this 2781-nucleotide messenger RNA. RefSeq lists its product as uncharacterized. Lineage: Eukaryota; Fungi; Ascomycota; Sordariomycetes; Hypocreales; Cordycipitaceae. Gene Ontology annotation, molecular function: ATP binding; microtubule motor activity; microtubule binding. The coding region runs from base 1 to 2781 and encodes 926 amino acids. The transcript is spliced from 3 exons. Gene Ontology annotation, biological process: microtubule-based movement. The record is from RefSeq and is a predicted model, not a curated record.